This is a messenger RNA of Lachancea meyersii CBS 8951, 939 nucleotides long. The record is from the annotation of a GenBank genome assembly. Lineage: Eukaryota; Fungi; Ascomycota; Saccharomycetes; Saccharomycetales; Saccharomycetaceae.
AUGUCAAUUGUUCCUGAACAGCCAGCGGAACUUAAAAAAAAACCCAUCUCUUUUUCCAACAUCUUGUUGGGUUCAGCGUUGAACCUCUGCGAGGCUACGACCUUGGGUCAACCUCUGGAGGUGAUCAAGACCACCAUGGCUGCGAACCGUAACCUGAGUUUCCUGCAAUCCGUUAAACACAUCUGGUCGCGUGGUGGUGUUUUCGGGUUUUACCAGGGGUUGAUCCCAUGGGCUUGGAUCGAGGCCUCUACGAAGGGUGCAGCACUACUGUUCGUUUCCGCAGAGGCAGAAUACCAGUUCAAGAGAGCAGGCUUGGGUAACUUUGGUGCUGGUAUCAUGGGUGGUGUUUCCGGUGGUGUUGCACAGGCAUACUUGACGAUGGGUUUCUGCACAUGCAUGAAGACUGUCGAAAUCACCAAGGCUAAAUCUGCUGUGGCAGGAGCUGUGCCACAGUCGUCGUGGUCCGCCUUCAAAGACAUCUACAACAAGGAAGGUAUCAAAGGUAUCAACAAGGGCGUCAAUGCAGUGGCUAUCAGACAAAUGACAAACUGGGGGUCCCGUUUUGGUUUCUCCAGAUUGGUGGAGGAAGGUAUCAGAAAGUUUACCGGUAAGACCAACAGCGAGGACAAACUCACAGCUUUGGAAAAGAUUUUUGCAUCUGCCAUCGGUGGUGGUUUGAGUGCCUGGAACCAGCCUAUUGAGGUCAUCAGAGUGGAGAUGCAGUCCAAGAAAGACGACCCAAAGAGGCCAAAGAACCUAACUGUGGGCUCUGCAUUCAAGUACAUUUACCAGACUAGCGGUCUCAAAGGUCUAUACCGUGGUGUAGCCCCAAGAGUCGGAUUGGGCAUCUGGCAAACCGUUUUCAUGGUUGGUUUUGGUGACAUGGCAAGGGAGUUUGUUGGCAAGCUAACAGGAGAAACACCAACUGCCAAGCACUGA